AUGGCUCAUAAACAUUCACUCCUUUCUAAGAAGAGAUUAAGGCUAUUAAUUUGGUUAGGGAUCCUUUGGAUCUUAUAUAUCCUUACUACUUCCUAUAGUAUUCCAUUAUUACAACCGGCACCAUUGAUUCCUUCAACCCAAUCCAUUUAUUUCACUCAUGAUGAGAAUUUCAUUAAAGCUCAGCAAGAUGAUGAAUUGACUCAAGAACAAAUUGACAAGAAGAAGCAUAAACAUUCAAAGACAGCAAAAUGCAAUUUCACUGAUGAUGCUACUUUUCUGAUGCUUAAAUCGACAUUUAUUAGUCGUGAUGAGAGAAAUAUUACUGAUCAGCAUUCGACCAUUUAUGAUGAGAUUUUUGAUAAUCAUAAAACUGAAGCUAUUUUCGGAUUGAGUUUUAAAGAAAGGUGUGAUUUAUAUUUCAAGAAUUUGUUUAUUAAAGAUCAUAAUUGGAAAUUUGAAGCCAAUAGAAAUUGGGAUAUUAAUUAUGAAACUGAAGAUUUUAAGAAUUUUAAAGAGACUAAACAUGCUAAAUUUAAGGAAGAAUUUGAUAGAAAAGAUGAAGAUCAUGAAGAUUAUAGUAAGGCUUUGGAAGAAUUUAUCAAAAAGAAAUACGAAUCCAUUGUUAAGAAACCUGUAAUUGAACAAGAGGUGAUUGAUUAUGUUUCAGCAAUCAGAAUCUUCAAUAAAUGUUAUAUUACCAAUGAGAACAAGACUCAAAUAAACCAAAUGUCUAAGUUCAUAUAUAAUCAACACCAAAUAGUUGAAUCGGUUCCCAAUGCUCAUCAAUACAGACCUACUAGACAUGAGGCUUUAAUUAAUGACCUUGACCAUUUUGAGCAUAGAUUAUAUCCUUGGUUAUCAUUUGAUUAUCCAAUAUAUGAGCAUUGGACAGGAAAAACUUUCCAUAGACCUCCAAAUUUAAAACGAUUAGCUCCGGCUCAACAGAAUAAUCAUAAAAGAACAACAGGUUCUUUCUUGAAACUGUUUGAAAAACUAAGUAAUGGGAAAGGGAUUGUUUUAUCAAUUCCAGAAGCUCACGUCGAUUCAACAAUGAGAUUAAUUCAUUUGCUUCGGGCUUUGAAUAAUCAACUUCCAAUUCAAAUUAUUUAUCAUGAUAAUUUAUCAAAUAAGGCAAAACAGAAAUUGGUAACUGCUGCAAGAGAAGAAUAUAUCGUAUUACCACAAUCUUUCAAGAGAGUUGCUAAAUAUUUCCCCAAGGAUUAUGAAACAAAUGGGUUACCAAAACAAGAUAUCUGGUUUGUUAAUGUUAAUAAUGCCAUUCAUGACCAUUAUAAAGAAAAAUUUCAAAGAUGGGCUAAUAAGUUACUUGCCGUUAUGUUUAAUUCAUUUGAAGAAUUCAUGCUAAUUGAUGAUGACACAGUAUUAUUACAACACCCAGAAAGAUACUUUUUCAAUCUUCCAGGAUAUAAAUCCAGUGGUGCAUAUUUCUAUAAAGAUAGAAAUGAUGUAACUAGAAGAUCGGAAGAUGAACUUAACUUCUUCAAAAGAUUAACUCCAAAUAUAGUAGACUCCCUUAUGUUCAACAUCCCAAUCAUCACCAACCAUUCACUUUCGUUGGAAGCAUUUAAAGGAUUAUACUACUUCCAAGAAGCAGGAGUAGUAAUGCUCAACCGGAAAGUUCAUUUCCACUCCAUUCUCAUGAUUCUCCAACUUAACUUCCUAGGGCCAAUUGCGGGCAAACUGUACGGAGAAAAAGAGCUAUUCUGGCUCGGUUUCACUAUCAACGGUGAUGAAUCAUUUGAAUUCAAUAAAAACUUCGUCGCUUCUGUCGGAGAACCCACUCCCCAACCCAACGAACGGGCCCGUCCGGAUGGUACACCCCACAAUUCCCAAGAAAUCUGUUCAGCCCACCCGGGCCAUAUAGCUAAUGACAACCAUACCCUCGUUUGGAUGAAUUCCGGCUUCCGAGUCUGUCACUAUGCCGAUGAGAUAGAUUUUGAAGAAGAAUUUAAAAAGAGACAUAAAUACAAAUCCAUCCCCAACCAAUCUGCAUUCCAGGCAUUCUACCAUUCCCCACUUCGGAUCUCCCAUGCAAUUAUCCCACCUUUGGACCCCGGCAUUAAAGACAGGUUAAAUAUUGAGGAUGAGCCUACUAGUGGAUGGAUGAUGGAUGAUCAUUGUAGGAAUUAUUUAUGGUGUGGAUAUUCUAGUAUUGGCGGGAAGGUGAGUGAUGAUAGUGACGAGGAUAAUACUUUGAAAGGUACCCUUAUUGAAUUCGAUCAAUGGGAGAGAGAUUUGUUUACUUAUUAUGGAGAUGUUUGGGUGGGUGAAGAGUAG
Messenger RNA from Hemisphaericaspora subhashii, 2298 nucleotides. RefSeq names its product alpha-mannosyltransferase. The transcript has a single exon. Gene Ontology annotation, biological process: protein O-linked glycosylation. Bases 1 to 2298 code for a protein of 765 amino acids. Gene Ontology annotation, cellular component: Golgi apparatus. NCBI's taxonomy places the organism in Eukaryota, Fungi, Ascomycota, Pichiomycetes, Serinales, Debaryomycetaceae. The record is from RefSeq and is a predicted model, not a curated record. Gene Ontology annotation, molecular function: alpha-1,3-mannosyltransferase activity.